Molecule: messenger RNA, 1101 nt
Organism: Entrophospora candida
Lineage: Eukaryota; Fungi; Glomeromycota; Glomeromycetes; Entrophosporales; Entrophosporaceae
Source: the annotation of a GenBank genome assembly
AUGUCAAAGAAAGAAUCUCAACAACCUCCAUCUCCACUUCCACCAAAUAAUCCACGUCAAUGUAAUUUUUGGGUAAAACGUAAAAGACGGUACUGUCAUCUUCCAAAAAAACUUGAUAAUAAUUAUUGUGGUGAACAUUUACAAUGUGAAGUAAAAGUAGGUAUAAAAAAGGAAAGAAUUCCAUGCCCAUUUGAUCCUUCACAUACUGUUUACAAGAUUGAAUUGGAAAAACAUUUAAAACAUAAAUGUAACUCGCGUCCGAAACCAACCCCAGCUUAUUUCUCUCUUGAUAUUAAUUGCACACUUCCAACACCAAUAUCCCCAAUUGAUGACAAUGAUGGUGAUAAAUCAGGUGAUGAUGGGAAAAUCACACUUUCAGGUUUAUCGAAAGAGACUUUAAACAUUUUGAUCAACAAUGUUAGAAAUUGGUAUAAUAACAAUGAUGCUGUGCCAAAGAUCAUUAGGACUGAGGUUUUGGAUCAUGAAGUUUUAAAAGAAAAAAAUAAUGUAUUUGAUCCUUUCUUAAAAAGAGAAAUCACAAAAAAUCAAAAACAUGUUAUUCAACAAAGAUUAGAAUUAUUAAAAGCAAAUUCUUGUUCCAUAGAGUUUGGAUGUGGCAAAGGCGAAUUAUCAUAUUUUAAAAAAUUAGCCAUUAAAAAAGAAGCUGAUGACAAUAAUAAUAAGUCAACAUUUAUUCUAAUAGAUAGAAAAAAUACUCGUGGCAAAUUUGAUUCAUUAAUUAGAGGAUCAUUGGAUAAUAAAUCAAUUAUCAAACGUAUAGAAAUAGAUAUUAAAGAUUUAGAUUUGUCAAAAAUCUGUGCAAUGAGUAGUUGGGCUAUAUGUGGACAACGACAAAAAUAUAAAAAAGAUGACAAUGAUUGUGAAGGAGAAAAAGAAUAUGAAGAUUAUGAUCAUGAAUCAGACUUAGUAAAAAAAGAAGAUAAUUUAGAAAUUUUGGGGUAUCAAUGUAAACGAAUACUGGAUGCUGGACGUGUCAAGUUCCUGGAGGAAAAUGGAUUUCAAGCUGAACUGAUUUAUUAUGUUGAGCCAUCAACUUCAUUAGAAAAUUUGGCAUUGAUUGCUAUUCCAAAAAAAUUGUAA